Messenger RNA from Dibothriocephalus latus, 834 nucleotides. The record is from the annotation of a GenBank genome assembly. Lineage: Eukaryota; Metazoa; Platyhelminthes; Cestoda; Diphyllobothriidea; Diphyllobothriidae.
AUGUUCGCUAUGUGGUCGGAGAAGGUAAACGGUCAGGAAGGGAUCGCUAUGAACGCUCUACUCACAGAUGAGCCCUCAUGGAACCAUUCAGUAUCCCCAUCGGCAGUUCCCUCAAGGAAAAAGCCUCGGGUCUCCUCAACUCCCUAUCGGAAGGAUCAGCGACUCAGUGGAUGUAAUGCGUGGUCUGGAAGCGAUCAGAUAUUGCCGGUGCCUUUUCAGAGACCUGACUGCCUCUUUUCUGUUUCCGCGGUUCUUGAUUCCUCCUCGAGCGAUCCCGCAACUUGGCCGUCGACUCUGGAAGAUGCAUCCGUCGCCGCUGUCAAGGAAGUCCAGUACCCGCAUUGUCAACCGUUGUCGACGGCGAGCGAAGCUUUGGAUCUGCGAGUUACUAACCAGAAGCCGCAGGAUUCCCGUCCCCUGGCCUUUACCAAUACGGCAUUUCCAGUACCGCCGCUGGGUUCGCCAAGUCUCUUCGCUUUCAACUCCAACCCAGGCAACGACUUGAUUGAUCCCCCAACCGCAAUCAGCUGGAACCUCGCUCUGGUCAACGCCUUCUUUCGAGGCUUUAUCCAACGCCGACUCUCACCUGCAGAGGCUACAAUGGAACUGCCACCUGGAGGUGCCGCCUUUGAGGGACGAAAUGCCAGCCCCAAAAGGGAGGCAAUUGACGAUUUUGGAAAGGGGGUAGUCGCGCAGUUCGCAUCCCCACCCACUGUCGCCUCCUCCAUGCUCAACUCCGACGGUGGCAAGGAGUCCGUCAUCUUCUACGAUCCUGGACCCGCGGAUGGCACACAGAAAAUCAGGGUGAGUGGCAGCAUAACUUCCACAAUUUAA